UAUGAGCUAACACUGGUAGCGUCAGAUAGUCUGAAUGAGAAUUACACCACGGUAGUGAUUCAUAUCAGGGACGUCAACGAUUUGCCGCCCAAAUUUGACUGUAGCGUCUACGAAAAGACGGUGGAAGAAGAGUUUCCUGCCACUUACCCCACGCUGCUGAAACAGGUCACCGCCACGGACGGGGACAAGGACAGGCCGCAGAACAUCGUCUAUUUCUUGACGGGACAGGGCAUCGAUCCGGACAACCCGGCCAACAGCAAGUUCGACAUUAACAGGACGACAGGAGAAAUAUUUGUACUCAAGCCUCUGGACCGGGACCAGCCCAAUGGCAGGCCACAAUGGCGCUUCACUGUGUUUGCUCAGGAUGAAGGUGGAGAAGGGCUGGUGGGAUACGCGGACGUACAGGUGAACCUGAAGGACAUCAACGAUAACGCUCCUAUCUUCCCCCAGGGAGUGUAUUUUGGAAACGUAACUGAAAAUGGUACGGCCGGAAUGGUCGUUAUGACGAUGACUGCGGUGGAUUAUGACGAUCCCUCCGAAGGCACCAACGCUAAACUGGUCUACUCCAUCGAGAAGAACGUAAUAGAGGAAGAGACCGGUUCUCCAAUCUUCGAGAUCGAGUCGGAAACGGGCGUGAUCAAGACGGCCGUGUGUUGUUUGGACCGCGAACGCACCCCCGAUUACUCGAUACAGGUGGUCGCGAUGGACGGUGGGGGGUUAAAGGGCACAGGGACAGCCAGUAUAAGAGUGAAGGACAUUAACGAUAUGCCGCCGGCGUUUACGAAAGACGAGUGGUUCACGGAGGUGGACGAGACGGAUGGAAGCGCGUUGCCGGAGAUGCCGAUUUUGACGGUGACGGUGCACGAUGAGGAUGAGACGAACAAGUUCCAGUACAAGGUGAUCGAAAACAGCGGCUACGGUGCCGAUAAAUUCACAAUGGUGCGUAACAACGACGGCACAGGCUCUCUCAAAAUAGUCCAACCGCUGGACUUCGAGGACCUGCUCCAGAGCAACGGGUUCCGAUUCCGCAUCCAGGUGAAUGAUAAGGGCGAAGAUAACGACAACGAUAAGUACCACGUUGCGUACUCAUGGGUGGUUGUCAAGCUGAGGGACAUCAACGAUAACAAGCCCAUUUUUGAAAGACCCAACAUCGAAGUGAGCGUGCCGGAAAAUGCUGAGGUCGGGAAGAGUUUGGAGACGUUCAAGGCGACGGAUCCGGACCAAGGAGGCAAGAGCAAGGUGUCAUAUCUAGUGGAUCGUAGUUCAGAGAAACGCCAAUUCUCCAUAAACCAAGAAGGAACGGUCAGUAUACAGAGGUCACUGGACAGAGAGGACCCACGUCAUCAGGUGAAAAUACUGGCCAUUGAUGAUGGCGUACCACCCAAAACGGCUACAGCCACUUUGACAGUUAUUGUUCAAGACAUCAACGAUAACGCUCCGACAUUUUUGAAGGACUACAGGCCGGUCAUCACUGAACAUGUAGCACCCAAAAAGGUGGUUGAAAUUCUGGCAACUGACGACGAUGACAGAUCGAAGAGCAAUGGCCCACCAUUCCAGUUCAGACUAGAUCCCAGCGCUAGUGACCUAGUUAGAGCCAGUUUCAAAGUAGAACAAGACCAAAAGGGCGCUAAUGGAGACGGCAUGGCUAUCGUUACGUCACUGCGAUCAUUUGACAGAGAACAGCAGAAGGAAUUCCAUAUUCCCAUCGUGAUUAAGGAUCAUGGAAAUCCGGCUAUGACUGGUACUAGUACUCUUACUGUAGUCGUCGGUGAUGUUAAUGACAACAAAAUGCAGCCUGGUGCCAAGAACAUUUUCGUCUACAACUAUCAAGGCCAGGCACCGGAAACGGAAAUCGGUCGCGUGUACGUCUACGAUCUGGACGACUGGGACCUGCCCGACAAGAAAUUCUACUGGGAGAGCGCGGAACACAUCCGCUUCAAGCUGAACGAGGACACGGGCAUGAUAUCGAUGCGACAGGGCACCAGGGACGGCGUCUACCAUUUGAAAUUUAAGGUCUAUGAUAGAAAACAUACUCAAACUGAUGUACCAGCCAAUGUCACUGUGACAGUAAAAGAAAUACCUCAUGAGGCAGUGGUUAAUUCAGGAUCUGUCAGAAUUGCCGGCAUAACAGACGAACAGUUCAUCAGAGUAUGGGACUACAAAUUACACGAUUUACCAAAAAGUAUGGCCGAAAAGUUCAGAGACAAGAUCGCCGAUUUGUUGAACAUCGAUAGAGAGAAUGUUGAUGUCUUCAGCGUACAAUUAAGGAGGAAACAUCCCCCUGUAACAGACGUCAGAUUUUCUGCUCACGGUGGUUCCCCCUACUACAAACCUGUCAGGCUUAAUGGAAUGGUACUAAUGCACAGAGAAGAAAUCGAACGAGCUGUUGGUAUCAAUAUUACGAUGGUUGGAAUUGACGAAUGCCUAUACGAGAACCAAAUGUGUGAAGGAUCUUGUACUAACACACUGGACAUUAGUGCUCUACCCUAUAUGGUUAAUGCAAAUAAAACGGCUUUGGUCGGUGUGAGAGUUGAUGUACUCGCUGAAUGUACUUGCGGAGCCAGAAACUUCUCCAAAGAUGAAAACUGCAGAAACACGCCUUGUUAUAACGGAGGAAGAUGUAGUGAAACAAGAUUUUCACUUAGCUGUUCAUGUCCAGCAGGGUAUAACGGUCCAAGAUGUCAACAGACAUCCAGAAGUUUCCGAGGCAACGGCUGGGCUUGGUACCCUGCUCUGGAAAUGUGCGACAAAAGUCAUUUGCAUUUCGAAUUCAUCACUAGAAAACCAGACGGAUUACUACUAUACAACGGACCUAUUGUCCCACCAGAGAAAGACGAGAUCAUGGUAUCGGAUUACAUAGCUGUGGAACUGGAAAGAGGGUAUCCAAGGUUGCUGUUGGAUUUCGGUUCGGGAACUUUAGAAUUAAGAGUCAAGACCAAGAAAACUCUGGAUGAUGGAGAAUGGCAUAGACUGGAUAUCUUUUGGGAUACUGAGAAUGUGCGGAUGGUUGUGGAUUACUGCAAAUCAGCUGAUAUAGCGGAACUAGAAGACGGUAGCCCACCAGAAUUCGAUGACUCUAGCUGUCAAGCCCAAGGAACCAUACCACCUUUCAACGAAUACCUAAAUGUGAACGCUCCACUACAAUUAGGAGGUUUAUACGUGGAACAAUUCGAUCCAACUCACUAUCACUGGCAGUACAUGCCUGUAGGAAAGAGUUUCGACGGUUGCAUAAGAAACUUGUUCCACAACUCCAAGUUGUACGAUUUGGCACAUCCCGGUUUGUCAAGGCACAGUAUGGCCGGAUGUCCGCAAACGGAAGAAAUUUGUCAAAGAUCGGACACUACUUCAAGAUGUUGGGACCACGGAACCUGCAUCGGCAGCAUGAACGAAGCCAAAUGCCAAUGCCAUCCCGGCUGGACAGGCCCAUCUUGCGCCAUCCCCACAAUCCCCACCAGCUUCAAACCUCAAUCCUACGUCAAGUACGCUCUCAGCUUCGAACCGGAUCGGUUCUCAACUCAGGUUCAACUGCGGUUCCGUACCAGAGAAGAACACGGCGAAUUAUUCCGCGUUUCCGACCAACACAAUCGCGAGUACGGUAUCCUGGAGUCAAGGAUCAAGGACUCGCGACUGUACUUCCGGUACAACCUCAACUCUUUACGGACGGAGGAGAAAGACAUUUGGUUGAGCGCGGUACCGGUGGAUGACGGGCAAUGGCACGUGGCCAGGGUGUCGCGGUACGGUAGCGCGGCCACCUUGGAACUUGAUGGCGGUGAAGGAAGAAGGUACAACGAAACUUUCAAUUUUGUUGGGCAUCAGUGGUUGCUGGUUGAUAAGCAGGAGGGAGUUUACGCAGGAGGCAAGGCGGAGUAUACCGGCGUGAGGACGUUUGAGGUGUAUGCGGAUUAUCAAAAGGGUUGUCUAGAUGACAUACGACUGGAAGGCAAGCACCUUCCCCUACCGCCCGCUAUGAACGGCACCCAAUGGGGUCAAGCGACAAUGGCCAGAAACCUGGAACGCGGCUGCGCAUCGAACAAGCCCUGCGCAAACGUCAUUUGCCCCGAACCGUUUGAAUGCGUCGAUCUGUGGAACGACUACGAGUGCACUUGCGGCGAGGGCCGCGUCAUGUCGGCCGACUCCAAGGACUGCACCGACAAGGACGAGUGCCUCGACCUGCCCUGCCUCAACGGCGGCACCUGCGUCAACCUGGAACCCGACCUGCGCUACCGCUGCCACUGCAUGGACGGGUUCUGGGGCGAGAACUGCGAACUCAUCCAGGAGGGCCAGACGCUCAAACUGUCGAUGGGCGCGAUGGCGGCCAUCCUGGUCUGCCUCCUCAUCAUUCUGAUUCUUGUUCUCGUAUUCGUGGUGUACAAUCGAAGAAGAGAAGCUCACAUCAAGUAUCCAGGUCCAGACGAUGACGUCAGAGAGAAUAUUAUCAACUACGAUGAUGAAGGAGGCGGUGAAGAUGAUAUGACAGCCUUUGACAUCACGCCAUUACAGAUUCCUAUAAACGGACCGCAUCCGGAAAUCGAUCCCAACAAGAUUGGAUUUAACAUUAUGAUGCCCGGUCAAGAACCCAACGUCGGCAGUUUCAUAGAGGAGCACAAGAAACGGGCGGACCUCGAUCUAAACGCGCCACCUUUCGACGACUUGAGGAACUACGCCUACGAGGGCGGCGGCAGUACCGCUGGCUCGCUCAGUUCUCUCGCUGGUACGGACGACGAACAGCAAGACUACGGCUACUUGGACGCGUGGGGCCCCCGUUUCGACAAACUGGCCGACAUGUACGCAGCGCCAGGGGAAGAGACUGAACUCGAAGAGUAAACCUUAAAUUAAACAAACAGAAACCUUUUCCACAACCAAAGAAACUCGACUUAGGUUUAAGCUUAACGAUUACUUUGAUAAAAAUUGAUCGACGAAUCGAUCCAUUUUUGCUGUAGCUAUUUCGAUGAAAACGCAUCAACGUUUAAAUUCUCCGCCUCACUUAUUUUUCUCAUCGAGUUCAGUUUUUAUUGAAGUAACUCAGAGAAAUUUUAACGAAUCUUUAAUGUUAAUGACGCAUCAUCAUCAACAUACCAAAAAAGACAAUGCUCCUUCCUUUUCGAAUAAAAAAAAUAUUUUCCAUCUUACUACUUAAGUGAAUGCUUCGAUGUGUUGCGUGUUUUUGUAAUAAUAAGACUGUCCCCCACUACUCCACACAGAGUAAAUUAAUUGGGUAUGUUUUUAUACGAAAGUACUGUUCUUUUUAUCAUUUAGUACAAAUAGUACCUACUGGUAGUGAUGGGAAUACCGGUUCCACAUGAGUCGCGUUACAAUAGCGACCGUUCCAGAAAAAUACCGCGACAAAAUACCGCGAUUUUGUAACCGAGGUUCAGACUUCCAAAGUGUCGCGGUCCUCGCUAAAAAUAUAUCUAACUUAUCUAUGUAAUGUGUAUGUAUAUGUUCUAUAUUUGUAGAUUAAUGUAACUUUUAUCCGCCACUCAUUUUCCAGAUAUCGAGUUUAUAAUUGUGUAUAGCUAACAAUCUAUCUCAUUUUUAGAAAAACGAUGACAUUCCCUGUUAUUUCCAUCAAUUUUUGUUUAAAUAACAUCAACGGCUCAUAUUUAUAUGUAUUGCAAUAUAAUAUAUUUAAUGUUAAAAUGAAGAACAAAGUUGAAACAACAAAGUUGAAAAGUAAAAUAUUUUUAUUUUAUUUUAUUUCCUUUUGCGUUUCAUCUUUCAAACAACGCUAUUUUAUACCAUGCCUAGUACAUACCAAAAAUCGCUAUUUCGAAAGUAACGUAGCGACGGGAGCACUAACGCCAAUAGUAACCGACCAAAUCGCGACCGGCAAAACGGGAACCCUAGAAGCGCUCCAGCGACUGCUGGAACGAAGUACAUCGCCGCCGAGGUCGACCGUAGAUAGCCAGUUAUAUAAGCAGGGACCAGUUACUUCUGUUCGUGACAGACGGAACUACGGCUCUAGGAGCGCGACGGCUGGAGCGAACACGCGCGACGCUACGUACAUACCAGUGCCAGGUACUACUGUUGGCAACCGACGAAAUCGCGACGGCUGGAGCUAAACACCUCGCUAUGCGGUUACUACGGUUCAAGCUAACUUCAAGAGCGAUUAUAAAUAAUUUAUUUGCACAUUAUAAAUAAUUUAUAAUUUUGUCAUCAUUAUGAUCGUCGUUCAACAACUGGUUCCUGAUUCGUUGUGGAGCGCGACACGACGUUACAAAAAAUAUCGCUCCAAAAUCGCGUUACUCAAAUACCGACACAUCACUACCUACUGGUAAAAAACUUCGGUACUUUCCAAGCAAUACGUGUGUGGUACCCAAUUUUAUUUAAUAUUUGUAACAAUAAUGUAGAGAAUUUUAUCAACGUUGGUACGAUUUUUUAAUCGAGGAAAACCCCACGUAUUUCAGAUAAAAAACACUAAAUUUCGAAUACUUAAGCAAACUUCGAGGGGUGUUUUUUUAUAAUGUAACUAUUAAUCUUAGAUUGUAUUUAUUCCACUGCCAUACGAGCAUUCAAAAUACUCUUCCUAAACAUAGACAAUGCUUAUGUUGUCCCUAUUAAACUAACAUAUUGUAUGAUCACAUAAAUAUACAGGAGGAGUCUUAAAUAAGUGCAAAUAUCUUCAAGGCUGGUAGAUCUCGAUAAAAGAGGCAUAUUUUCUCUUUACCUGGUGCUAAAAGUAAGGUGCUAAAAGUAAGUCGCGUGAUUUACUUUUAACACUAAAGCGAUAAUAUUGUUACCCUAGCAGCGAUAAACUUCAUAAUUAAUUUGAUUUCAGAAUGACAUAUUAUGAAUUAUUCAUUAAUUUAAAAAGUAACAAUACCUUGAUAUAUAUGAGCAUAAACUUGUUUGUAGAAAAAAUAGUGUAUGAUAUGUGUCCUAAAAGUGAUUUUAUUUUGUUCGAAGGGAUGGGACACUCCGCCUUCUUCCCUUCUCACAAAAUAAAAUACCACUUUUAGCACUUAUAUCAUAAAUAACUAUUUUUAACUAAAAACGAAAAAAAAAUCAAUUUUUUU
Sitophilus oryzae (rice weevil) is the source of this 7016-nucleotide messenger RNA. RefSeq names its product neural-cadherin-like. Gene Ontology annotation, biological process: homophilic cell-cell adhesion. The record is from RefSeq and is a predicted model, not a curated record. Gene Ontology annotation, cellular component: plasma membrane; catenin complex. Gene Ontology annotation, molecular function: cadherin binding; calcium ion binding. Lineage: Eukaryota; Metazoa; Arthropoda; Insecta; Coleoptera; Curculionidae.